ACGAAAAACCCUGAGCCUCCUUGUCGACAAAAAUCCCAUCACUGAAUCUCUCUACCGGUUCUUGUCCAUUUCUGCAAAUUUGGCGAAUUGAGUUCUUAAAUCUACUUCUAAGCUUACCCUUUUCUUGAAUAGGGGUGAAAAAGAGGAUCUUGGAUUGUAAGCUCCAUCAUUCAUUAACUGCUGCAUAUAAUCUUCAGGUGGAAUUUGAGUCACGGAUCCUGCAGUCUUGUUAACUUGGAUGAAAGCUAUUUGGCACAAGAAAUGCAGUCUCUGUUCUUCAUCUAGGUUAUUUUCAUCUUCAGUUCAAUGGAUUUCUCCUCUGCAUUACCAGGGAAGGAAUUCCCUGAGGCCAGAUGCUCCUAUCAAGAGAGACGGCACUUCAGAACAAUUGCCAAGAAAACGCAAGUAUAUAUCUCAUGAAUCUGCAGUCAAUUUGAUAAAACAAGAGAGGGAUGCACGACGUGCCCUGGAGAUCUUUAACAAGGUUUCUGAUCAGAAGGGUUUCAAUCACAAUAACUCCACCUAUGCUGUUCUUCUCCAUAGACUUGCUGUUUGCAAGAAAUUCGAAACAGUUGAUGCUAUUAUUCAUCAGAUGAAAUAUGAAACUUGCAAGUUUCAUGAAGGCGUAUUUACUAAUCUCAUGAAGCAUUACUCCAAAUCCUCUCUCCACGAAAAGGUUCUAGAGAUGUUCAAUGCAAUCUUGCCUAUUGUUCGGGAAAAGCCUUCCCUCAAUGCCAUUAGCACAUGUCUGAAUCUGCUUAUUGAAGCAAAACAGAUUGAACUGGCGAAGGAAUUUCUCUUAAACGUGCAGAAGCAUCUAGAUUUGAAGCCCAAUACCUGCAUUUUCAAUAUCCUGGUCAAGUAUCACUGCCGAAAAGGGGAUGUUGAAGCUGCAUUUGUAGUAGUGGAAGAGAUGAGGAAGUCCAGAGUUUCUCAUCCUAACUUGAUUACUUACAGCACCCUCAUGGAUGGCUUAUGCCGCUGUGGAAGGCUUCAAGAUGCACUUGACCUUUUUGAGAAAAUGCUUGCUAAGGAUCAGAUUCCGCCAGAUGCAUUGACUUACAAUAUCUUAAUAAAUGCAUUUUGUCGGGCAGGAAAGGUGGAUAGAGCUAGGAACAUAAUAGGAUUCAUGAGGAAAAAUGGAUGUCAGCCAAAUAUAGUUAAUUACACAGCUUUGAUGAAUGGAUUUUGUAAGGAAGGAAGAGUUGGAGAUGCCAAGGAGGUAUUUCACGAGAUGAAGGGAGUAGGCCUAAAACCUGAUGUAGUAGGAUAUACAACAUUAAUAAAUUCCUUCUGUAGGGCUGGUAAAGUUGACAAAGGCAUUGAGUUGCUAGAAGAAAUGAAAGAUAAAGGGUGCAAAGCUGAUGAUGUGACAAUAAAAAUCAUACUCGGGGGAUUGUGCAGAGCCUCCAGAUCAAGUGAAGCUUUCGAUAUGCUUGAGAGGUUACCUUAUGAUGGUGUCCAUCUAAGUAAGGAAAGUUACAGGAUCGUGUUAAAUUUCUUGUGUAAAGAAGGUGAGCUAGAAAAGGCGAUGGACUUGUUGGGUUUGAUGUUGGCUAGACGAUUUGUGCCCCAUUUUGCUACGUCAAAUGAAUUGAUAGUUCAACUAUGUGAGGCUGGAAAGGCAGCUGAUGCAGCUUUGGCAUUGUUUGGGCUGUUAGAGAUGUCGUUUAAGCCAGAGCCUCGGACAUGGAGUAUGUUGAUAGAUGUUAUAUGCAGGGAAAGAAAGUUGUUGCCUGCAUUUCAAUUACUUGAUGAGUUGGUUCUGCAUUAGUUACUACUCACAUGUGUUGUGAUUUUAGGCACUUUGUAUUCUUCUUCAGUGACUUUUUUUAUAAAGAAGAUAGUUGAAUAUGCCAAUUUCGGCGUCA
Solanum tuberosum (potato) is the source of this 1871-nucleotide messenger RNA. RefSeq names its product pentatricopeptide repeat-containing protein At5g18475. Bases 239 to 1774 code for a protein of 511 amino acids. The transcript has 2 exons. Gene Ontology annotation, molecular function: mRNA binding; protein binding. NCBI's taxonomy places the organism in Eukaryota, Viridiplantae, Streptophyta, Magnoliopsida, Solanales, Solanaceae. The record is from RefSeq and is a predicted model, not a curated record.